GCACAAGAACAUCAACUAACAGUCGAAAUAGAAGUAGAAAACGUUUCAAGGUAUUAUUUACACAGAUUUUAUGAAUUUAAAAUCAAAUUAUUAUAAUGUUUUGUUAAAAUCACUAAUAAAAAUUCAUGUUUCAAUCUUUUUAAGAGACAAGCAAUUAUUAGAAAUGUUAAUUUUGAUAUUUACUAGAAGCUAUAGUAGUUGGGUUAAAUAUUUCAAUUUCUCAGUAAACUUAAUCCCUAUAUCAGCUUUUCAGAGGUUUUUUUGUAAAUUAACUUUUUAUUUUCUUCUUUUUCUAAAACUUUUAGAUAAAAUACAACAAUAAUAACAUUGUAGGCCUGUAAUUACAGUAUUAUUUACAUUGAUUAGCGACUUGAUUCUUCAAACUACAAUUUGCAGGUGACAUAGUGUCAUGUCAAACUCGUGGUGUGUUCUCGAUAACGCUUUGGAUUCGAAUACUGAUAGUUCUUCUUACGAAAAACUUGAAAUAUCCGAUGAUAGCAAUGAUAAUGAUAGAAAUGAUCAAGUAGAAAGAGAUCAGGCCAGCGAUGAAACAGAUUCGGAUAUUGUUUGCUUGGAUGCUCCUUCUGAUUCUUCGAGAGACGUUAAUUGUUUCUCUUCAUCAUCAACGACCUCAUCUUUUGCAAUGAUAAAUUUUCGCUUUGACGCUCCACCACCAAGAACUACUUACAUGAGGAGAAGAAUAGUUAAUCCUAUCAAUAACAUCGAAUCCGAUGAUGACCUUCCAAGCGACGUAGAUGAUCGUUGCGAGAGUGACAUAUCAGGAGUGGCUACAUCGGAAGACGAAGAGGCCAGACCGCACGAAAUUGUUUUCGUUGGGGAAAAGAGAAGGAUUUAUAAGCAUUUCCCAAAUUCUACGUUGAAUACAAUUUUAACGCAUAUUGCGCUUGCCGCCCUCUUUACUGCUAUGGGAACAGGCAUUGGACACUGGAUCGGAUCAGCAGCCUGUAUCAAACUCAGGUCAGAGAGGUUAGUUCAACUGAAGAAUCUGCAAGAUGAUUUACUCCUUUGCUUUCACGAGCAAAAACGUUUGGACAGUCAGGUUUUAAAAUCUAAAGACAUUGCUGCAUUAUGGAGAGACGCCUAUGAAGAAUUAUUAGUGGAACGUUCAAAUAAAAGACGAACAAAACAAGACGCGGAGUUAGACGUUCUAAAAAAUCGCGUUCAAACCCUUGAAAAGGAAAAGGAUAACUUUAAGAUAAAAGCUAACGAGCUAGAAAUUGAUAAUUCGGAACUUCGUAACAUUGUUGGUAAAAUGCGCUAUUCACCUCCUUUUAUCAAAAAUUCCAAUGAUUCGGAUAUUGAGGAUGUAAAAGCUGAAACAAUUCAUGAUUUUAAACAAGAAGAGACCGGUGAAAGUAUUAAUCGGCAGCGACACAUAUGGAGAAACCAUAAAGCUCCGAUACCAUCCUCAUCUUCCAAAUUUGAAGAAAAAUUUGUUAGAUAUCCAAAACACAGUUCCAGUAAAGAUGGAGUAAAACUCCAUCAAAACAUUGAUUUAGAACGAGUUUUAGACGAGUUGACAGAUGUCACGGCUCCAGCCGAUGUGCGAAGAAUUGCUACAAAAGCCAAAAGAUUGCUUAUUAGAAUAGAUAAACUGUCAGAACUGGGCGAUGAGGACGAAGAUGAACUAAAUGAUAUUGCUGAUGAGAUGGAAAAUUUAUUCGAGGAGGCUGAUGAUGGAGAUGAAGAGCCUAGAAGAGUCUUAGCUUGGUUAUCGUGCCAAAAACGUUGGUGGUUUUCAAGGUUGCGUUAUAACGAAAGACGACCUUGGGAAUCCUGCUUGGAGAACCUCAAUGCGCUUUUAAGAAAAAAGCCAGAUCCCAAAUCUCGGACAAAGGAAGAGGGAUUAUUCAACUCGGAGCAGGACGUCACCAAUUGGAUGCUGAAAAGAGCACAAUUUAGAGGUGAUGCUAGAAUUGGUAUAGAAUCGCAUUGGUCCUUUCUUCGAGCCGUGGGUAGAUCCUAUCUUCGGGAGCUCAAUUAG
Dimorphilus gyrociliatus is the source of this 2005-nucleotide messenger RNA. NCBI's taxonomy places the organism in Eukaryota, Metazoa, Annelida, Polychaeta, Dinophilidae. The record is from the annotation of a GenBank genome assembly.